AUGGUGAAUAAGAAGAAAUCUUACUCCAAGGGGUCUGCUAACAGCGAGCUAAAUCCGCACCUGAAGCAACCUUACAUAAGCGGAUCAGAGAAAUCACUUGGGGACUCACUGAUUAAAUAUAAUCAGCCUGAAUUGUUCAUUUCUCAUCCAUGGGAACCACAUUAUAUCCUUUCUAAGGUGGAUGAGGAGGUUAGUCACACCAUUAUACACUUCUUAUGUACUGGUAAUUAUAAAACUCUCCGGACUGCAUCCAAGCCAGCCAGAAAAUAUGAUUUAUAUGGCCUACAGACGUACGCGAAGAAGUACAUCAAGAUAUUCAGCAAGUUAAUAUCCAUCUUUGAUAGAAUGGAGGCUGCAAGAGAGACAUAUUCUAAACUUCCCCAGGAUAAGACUUGGCUUGCCAGCUACAUUAAUAAACAACUUCAAGUUACAUUCUCACUGGACACAAACAUCUUUAAGCGCGAAGAAUUCUAUGACAGUAUUGGGAGAGAGCCUUAUUUUAACAAAGCUGUGAUAAGAAUGGCCACUGAGACUAUCCCUGCGGAAGGUGUUGCUGAGGAUGGUGCUGUAGAGGAUAGUGCUAUAGAGGAUGGCGCUAUGGAGGAUAGUACUGUGGAGGAUGGUGCUAUAGAGGAUGGUGUAGCGGAAGAGUGUGGUGCUGUAGAGGAUGAUGCUGUGGAAGAGGGUGCUACACAAGAGAGCACUGGAGACAAGGGCACUAUAGAAGACGCCAUUAACCUUAAGAUUCCUACUAAGCCUGCAGGUACCACACUUAGCUUUAAAUAGGGCAAGAAGUAUAUUUUAUAUAGCAAACUAGAGUUUCUUCCUCUUCAUGCAGGUAAUAGGGGUAUGGGGAAAGAUACUAACUUCUAGCCUUUGAAGAAUAAAGCUCAGGAGUCAGUCGGAUUCAGUUCUCCUUAUGAAGAAAUCAAAUAUGAGAAAAAAG
Molecule: messenger RNA, 946 nt
Organism: Aspergillus novofumigatus IBT 16806
Lineage: Eukaryota; Fungi; Ascomycota; Eurotiomycetes; Eurotiales; Aspergillaceae
Exons: 4
Coding region: 1-786 (261 amino acids)
Source: RefSeq, a predicted model, not a curated record